Messenger RNA from Fonsecaea nubica, 1476 nucleotides. RefSeq lists its product as hypothetical. Gene Ontology annotation, molecular function: lipid binding. The record is from RefSeq and is a predicted model, not a curated record. Lineage: Eukaryota; Fungi; Ascomycota; Eurotiomycetes; Chaetothyriales; Herpotrichiellaceae. The transcript has 4 exons. The coding region runs from base 1 to 1476 and encodes 491 amino acids.
AUGUCCGGACUCGUCGAAAAGCUGACUGCUGAAGGAGGGGGUGAAUCAGUGGAGUUCCUGAACGACCUGGUCAGACAGUUGUGGCCCAAUAUCAACGCAGCCGGUAGCAAAAUGGUCAAGGAGAUCGUCGAGCCCAUGUUCAAGACGAUGCUCCCGGGCCCGCUGGCCACCCUGCACUUCACCAAGAUCGAUCUCGGCCCUGAACCUCUACGACUGUCAAAUGCAAAGACGACAAAGACAGAGGUAGAUGGCAUCAAACUCGAUUUGAACGUCGACUGGGUGGGUAAAGCCGACAUCGAAAUGGACGCAGACAUGAUCCCUGCCCUUGGCGUUGAAAGCGUACAGCUGCAUGGAAGGCUUUCUAUUCUUCUAUGCCCUCUGACAAACGUCAUACCACUGAUCGGAGCCGCCCAGAUAUCAUUCAUCAACCCACCAGUUCUCAAGCUUGAUUUCACAGGCGCUGCCAACGUGGCCGAUUUCUCCAUCAUUGAUGACACGGUCCGGAAGGUGAUUCUCGGCAUCAUCAACUCUAUGUUCACCCUCCCCAAUCGAUUCCUGGUCAAGCUUGACGCCAAUGCCGACUACUUCAAAACGUACCACUACCCACUCGGGAUGGUGCGAGUAACCGUGGAGAAGGCGUGGGGCUUCGGAGAGGAGGCCAAGUCAUCCACCAAAAAGUUGUUCAACAAGUUGACCGGUGCCGCUCCAGACUGCUACGCCAAGGUCGAGGUCGGGGGCGAGGAAGCGUGGAAGACUGCCACCAAGAACAACACCAACAGGCCGUCGUGGAACGAGACGCAUGACUUUGUCGUGAGUGAUUUCGACCAGUGCAUCAAGGUGGACGUGCUCGAUGAGGACCUCAACGGAGACGACGAAGUCGGCCUUGCCGUGACCACGGUCCGCGAGAUUCUGUUGGCCGGAGGCAGCCAGGAACUACCGCUUGUGCACAAGGGCCAGGAAACCGACGGCAGGGUGUCCAUCUCGUGCCAGUUCUUCAAGUACGUGGCCGACGCCGGCAGCCUGACCGCGUCGGACCACAAAGGCGACGGCCGGCUCUCGGGCAUUGCGACAAUCCUGGUGGCGGGGGCCUAUGGCAUCCCAGGCCGGCGCGAGGACCUGAAACCCAGCGUCGUGGUGACGUGGGGCCAGACGCAACGGUUCCAGACCGCCGUCAAGACCGACGCGCCCGGCACCGACAUCAACAACCCGGCCUUUGACCAGGCGUUCCGACUCCCCAUCACCACCGACCUGGUGGGCAGCAGCCCGGACAACUUCCGCAUCGCGCUGCUCGACGGCACCAAGGAGAUUGGCGCCGUCGACAUCCCCUUUGCCACCGUGGCCGACGCCCCCGACAAGACGCUGCAGCAGAAAUUCGACGUGGGCAACGGCGCCACCGUGCGAGCCAGCAUCCGCCUCCGAGGCGUCGUCCCCGGGGAGAUGCCGCAGACGGCGACGCUUCCGGAUAGACGCAAGUGA